Molecule: messenger RNA, 7826 nt
Organism: Bactrocera oleae (olive fruit fly)
Lineage: Eukaryota; Metazoa; Arthropoda; Insecta; Diptera; Tephritidae
Source: RefSeq, a predicted model, not a curated record
AAUAUCCCUGUGUGUGCGCUAAAAAUAAAAAUAAAAUAGUCAAUCAACAUUAAGGAAAAUUGUAUAAUUUAUUAUAGUAGUGUGUUAAAGAGAUAGUUAUUGAAAUAGAACGUGAAAUAAAGCAACAAAAAGUAGGUAAAUUGCUUUCUCGACAUUUCUCAGAAAUAUAAAGAUAAGCAAAUACAAAAGUGUCACGACGGACACGAACGAUGAAAGAAAAUUUUAACAUAAAUAAUAUAAAGACAGAACCAACAAUUACCAAUAAUAUAAUAAAAAUCAAGAAUGAUAGAAUACAUUCUUGAUAAAAAUACUUCUUAAAAGCAAUACAUGCAUAUACCAGGGACGAAGUGUGUGUAACAGGAACUAACAUACCUCACUGAUAAAACCCUUCUUCUGUAAUUCAAUGAUAACGAAGAGCUAUGGAAACGUACUAAACCAAUUAACAGACAAGAAUAAAAUGUAUGGUAAUAGGUAAUCAUUAUGAAAAUAAUGUAUGUACAUACAUAUAUAGAUUUGAUGGUUUUAAUAACAAAAACUAGUGAUUUAGAGCCUUCUAUGAGCAACAGUAAAAUAAGGAAACAUUCCAAACAUACUUUCAAGGUGAAAAAUUUUAUUCAAAUACUUAAACAUUGCACAUCAAUGUGUAUGUAUAUUAAAGCUUUCGUAGAAAUAUGGACAUACCAUUCAUGCUUAUUUCGAGAUAUCUUGUUGUUUCUGGGAUUUCCUUUGUUUUUGUUGGCUUUUGCGACUGUGCAAACUUACCAUUACAUUAUACGAGUGUGGAACGCUUUUACGAAUGAAUGGUGAGUUACGGUUUUAGAGUUGCCUUUGCACAGGUAGUCGGGGAAUCCGCAUAGUAUGAGUUGUGAGAAACAGCUCCAUUUGAACGCCUCGUGUUCGUCAUCGGAGUAACAUUUUUGAUAUUUUAUAUCAGAAAAAGAAUCACAAUUGAAAACAAAUUGCAAACAUCUGAAUAAAGUGAAUGUAAUUUAUAUUACUAAGUACUAUAAUUGUGGAAAUUUUGUAUUUAGAACGUAUACAUUAAAAAUUGGUAGAUUGCAGACAGGAACGCAGGAGGCUGAAAGUUUUAAAAACUAUUAUCAAGAGGACGAAGAAAUUAUUACAGGCAUAGCACUUUGUGAUAUCUGUUUUGUGAAAUAAUUGUAAAUUUCUUUUUACGUUGCCUUGCGAUAGGACUGUCAGUGCUAACGAAGAAUAAUAAUUUCACAUAUAGUGGUUCACAACAUAUUAGCGAAAUAUAGUUGGAUUUGUCUUUGUGUACUUCUCGAAUUCAUCGUCCAAAUUUUUAGCAGCAUUAUAGCUGGAGUAACUAUAUUUUGCAAGAUUGUGUACCAUGGCAGACGUUACUGACGCCAGUGGUGUUUUCGACCUAGAGCUGCAUGAGGAGGAAAACCCUCGAGAUUCGGACGAUGAUAGGAUCGAGUUGGAUGAUGUCGAUUUAGAACCCGAAUUAAGUAUAAACAAUAUUCAAGAAGAAGUUGAAGGACAGGAAACUAUACAGUUGUCAGAGGAAACUGUAAAUCCCGGUAAAAUAAAGCUAGGUCCCAAAGAUUUUGAGCUAAAGAAGGUACUAGGUAAAGGUGGUUACGGCAAAGUUUUUCAGGUGCGUAAAACUGCGGGAAGAGACGCCAACAAAUACUUCGCCAUGAAAGUCCUUAAAAAAGCCUCAAUAGUCACAAAUCAAAAAGAUACAGCACAUACUAGAGCUGAAAGAAAUAUAUUAGAGGCUGUAAAGGUAUUUUUUGCAUGCUUUAUAAACGAAAAUAAUUUUACAAUUUAUUUAUGCAUUUGGCCUUUUCUAUUACAGCACCCAUUCAUCGUUGAGCUUGUAUAUGCGUUCCAAACUGAUGGAAAAUUAUAUUUAAUUUUGGAGUAUUUAAGUGGCGGUGAAUUAUUUAUGCAUUUAGAGCGUGAGGGCAUAUUUUUGGAGGAUACAACAUGCUUUUAUCUAAGUGAAAUUAUACUAGCUUUGGGACAUUUACACAAAUUGGGCAUUAUUUAUCGCGAUUUGAAGCCAGAAAAUAUCCUUUUGGACGCACAAGGACAUGUAAAAUUAACUGAUUUCGGGUUGUGUAAAGAGCACAUCCAAGAAGGUAUCGUUACGCACACGUUUUGUGGCACAAUAGAGUAUAUGGCACCUGAAAUCCUUACUCGCAAUGGCCACGGAAAAGCAGUUGAUUGGUGGUCAUUGGGUGCAUUAAUGUUUGAUAUGUUAACAGGCAUGCCACCAUUUACUGCUGAAAACAGAAAGAAAACUAUCGAAACGAUUUUAAAAGCUAAACUAGUUCUACCUGCCUACCUCACGCCCGAAGCUAGAGAUUUAGUGCGUCGUUUGAUGAAACGCCAAGUGCCACAAAGACUGGGAAGUGGUCCAGAAGAUGCGGCCGCCGUACAGUCACAUCCAUUCUUUAAACAUGUUAAUUGGGAUGAUGUAUUGGCCCGGCGACUGGAGCCACCAAUCAAACCUAUUUUGCGAAGUGAGGAUGAUGUGUCUCAAUUUGAUACAAGAUUUACAAGACAAAUACCAGUUGACUCUCCAGAUGAUACAACGCUUAGCGAGAGUGCCAACUUAAUAUUUCAAGGUUUCACAUACGUAGCACCUUCAAUUUUAGAGGACAUGCACCGCGUCAAUCGCAUGCCAGCAAGAUCACCAAGACGUACACCAAGACAGCAUCAUGAAGGAUCAUACCGCAUGCAAUUUCCGCCACAACGUGGCAUUUAUCCACGAGCCACGCCACCACAUUUACAAGCUUUUCCGCCACGCCCAUCGCCACAGGACGAAAUGAUGGAUGUACAGGGUGUCCCUAUUGUGUAGUUAAAGGCGGACAGCAACGGCAAACCCACAUUGGCUACAGCCAAUGCAAGAGCAAAUAUAAACACGCGGCCGAGGAAUAUUAAUGAUGGUGGUAGUAGUGCGAAGAAGAAUUAAAUGAAUCACUAUAAGCAGAGAAAAUAGAAACUGAUUAUGAAACUGCAAACAAACAAACAGCAGCAAACAUUUUUUUUAGAAAAUAUGUAGAAAUAUGUUGCUUAAGAUUAUUUAUACAAAUACAACUUCAAACGUUGAUGAAACUUAAGAGGAACAAUGUAUAAUAACGAGAUGUAAAGAAGAUCUUUUGGAAUCAAAAUGAUGAUACCCAGAAACCUAAACACUUAAAAACGAGUAAAACAAUGAAAACCAAUACCAACAAGUAAACUGAACGAGACCAGAAUGAGUCGACAUUGAAGUUUUGCCGGCUUAGCAGUUGGAAUUUAUUUGUGCGCGUAUACAACAAAUAGUUAAUAGAUUUAGUAUAAAAAAAGAAAAAAGUGAGAACAACAGCGAUUAAGGCUAAUAUUAUGAAAUCUAAUUAUUAAAUACAUAUAUAAAUAGAUAUAACUCAAUUGCAACAGAAACGAAUAUAUGCAAGUAAUUGAAAAUAGUUAGCUCUUAAUAUAAAAGAACGAUUGUAACGAAUAAGAAAAACAUACAUAUAGUCAAACUUUCGUGCAUUGCCUAAUUUGUCGCCGCAUCGCUCGUUGUUGCCUACUGGCAUGUGGUUUUGCGCUUUUUAGCAAAUCCGCCCACGUCAUCAUGAACCGCUUUUUUAUUAUUGCAUAUUAUUAAGACAUGUAAAUACACAAAUAUUUCAAACAAAAUGAGGGAGCCAACUCUUCUGUCAACACCAUCGCUAUCAAUUAUAUUGUUACUGGUACCAGAGGACAUAAGCUGCAUACAUAUAUACAUUAGGGGCAACAACCAACAAAGAUAGUGGUUAUUGUUGUAUUGGUGAAAAUAGGCGUAGAAUUUAUGUUCAGUUCCCUUUACUUAGUUCAAUUUAGUUUAUAUAAAUGUAUAUUGAAAAGGAAUGUAAACCGUUAGUCAACAUAAUAUUAAACUAUUGUUAAUAAUGAAAUAUAUGUGGGAAUUUAAGCUUGCAAUAUGUGCACUGCUACUAAUUCAGAUAUGAAAGUGCCACAAAUGUAAAAAUUUAUAAUAAAAACUAAAAUAUUUAAGUAAAUAAUUGAGCACUAUUGAGUUUGUCACACUAUCGUCGUUAUGGAAACACAUUGCCAAAACAAAAGUGGAAGUGACCCGUAUUUAAUUGAGCGUUUAGAAGGACUUCUCAUAAUUUUUUUUACUAUUGUAAUCAUUGUUUUUAUUGAAAAUUUACUUGAGUUAAACUUUUUAAGGAAUGGAAUAAACAAAAUAGUUUGUUUUUAAAAAAGAUAAUUCAUUGAGUUCAGUCGCAGUAAUAGUAAGUAAUAUCAUAUUCUUUAUGGUUUUUACGUUACUUUAAAUAUUUAUAAUAAACACAUAAACGGUUUUUAAGCUCGUUUAGUUUUUUGGUAAAUACACCAUUUAUUUUGAAGUGUCAUAACUCAAAAUCGAUCUUAUAUUAAGUUACUUUAACAUAUACAUUGUUUAUGAUUCCUCGCAACAACAAAUGGAAAAUAUGCAAAUGCAACUAGCCACAUUUUUUCACACUUAAUGUUUUCACAUUUAUCUAGUAUAAUUUACAUAUUGAUAUACAUUUGUUUUUGUCUGAAUAUAUUAGCUUUUGAGUUACUCCGCCUAUACUUUUAUUAACCGAUAGUUAUGUGUCGAUUCCAACCCGGCGAUUCAGUUUAAAACAGAACAACUCAUAUCGGAAAAAACAUAAUUUAUAAUAGUUUAUCCAGAACUCUGCCAAACAUUAGAUUGUUAUCUGAAUUAAGUAUAAUAGAUCUUUUUUGAAAUUUUAAAUAUUUGAAAUGCUGUAGAUUUUUAAGCAAUUAAAAUAUUUUUUUUGUUAAAUUGUGAGGAAUAUUUCUAUUGAAAAAUUGCAGGAGUUCGAACAAAACAAGAACCAAGUUGUUGUUGCCAGAGCCGGUACAUAUUUCUCUUAAUUCCGAUAUUUUAAUUUGAAAUAAACUUUAGUAUAUUUGUAAUACCUGUAGAAAUUGACAGAUGUACAUAUGUAUAUAAAAUUAUAAAGUCAUCUGCAAAUGUGUCAACCAAAUGUCGUAACUGUUUGUAUGAAGUAGUAUGUAUAAUACUUGGUCCCGUUUUUUCUCCUAAAUCGCAAUUUUUCUUAACGCUACUACAACGGUUUAAGUCAAAGAUAGAUUUAGCUUAGAGAAUGACACAAUGUUUGAAAUUUUGUUGAAUACACAUCGAAAUAUAUAUAACAAAAUUUACAAGCAUCUAAAGGAUCUGUAAAUUGUAUAAAUUUAUUGGGCAGCAAUUUUCAUUCCCUCAAAAAACUGAAUAUACAAUGCUUAAAAGGUUAUUUGUCUUUUUCAAAAUUUUUUAGUGGUUUGUUUCGAAAAAUUGUGCAUAUUAUUUUAUUUUGAUAUAAUGUAUAAUAAGAAAAAAAUAUAUAAAUAAUAAUUAUUAUAAAAUACGAUAAAAAGAUAUUGUGUUUAAGAUACAAAAAUAUAAUCUUUCUUUUAUGCAAAAAACUGAAAAGGCCCUUCCGUAAUAUAAUUGUUUUAAACGAAGGCAAAAUAUUGGAUUAAUUAGAUAAGUAUGCAAAAAUAUAUAGAUUUCGAGUGAAUAUUAAAAUGAAAUACGUAAAUUCUUUAAUGUCACAAAAUAAGACAUUUCUUAUCAUCAAAAACACCACUACAAAAGGAAUUUAAUAAAGCGCUGGCGUAAAAAACUGCAUCCUUUCCCUGGUUCAUAUACUUUCAUUUGAAUAUUUCAAGAAAUUUAUUAUUUCCGAAGAACAAAAAUAUGUUUAUUAUACAUAUGAUUUGCACAAAACAGGCCAACAAUACAAAAAUAGAAGAAAAAUUAAAAAAAAAACAUUGUUUGCAUAUACUACAUGCAAUAAAACUGUUUCAUAUUUAAUAUACAAUAUUUUAUACAACAAUGUGAGCAAAUUAAAGUAUGGAGUAAAAGUAAUUUGCAUGGUACAAUAAUGUGUGAACAAACAUUAAAAAAAUACCAAAUUAAAAGUAAUAUUAAAUUGAUUUGACAUAAUUAUUAAUUGAAGAAUAUGCGUAUUACUUGCCAAUUGCAAAAAUUUAUUGAAAAUAAGUUUAAUAUAAUUGAAAGUUAUUUUUAAAAAGUAUAUUGGAAAGUUUAAGUUUUUAUUGCCUUUUCUACAAUAAAAUAACUUAAUUUUAUUAGUAUCGAUUCUGAAAUUAUAAACUUAUUCAAUGUUUAAUUUGAAUACGAUAUUUGAAUUUUGGACUUGAUCUAAUUCAAAUUCUUAAGUGAAGACACAGCGUGUAUUUUUCAAUUUUAUAUUCAUUUUAUUUUCUUUAAAUGAAACAACAUUAAUAUCUACAUACAUAUAUAUGCAUAUAAUAUUGUUUUUUGAUGAAAUCAAAAGGUGCUAAACUUAUUUAAGCGUAAAGCUAAAAGAAAUAAAAAGAAAAUAAAUAUAAAAAUACACAAAAAAUAAAAACAAAAUUAUCUCGAUAAAAAUAUGUAUAUUGAACCAAAUCUGUAUGCAAUAAAAUUCCUAGAUUGCAAAUAAAAAAGUGAGCAACAGCAGCGUUACAGUAAAUACCUCAAGAGCAAUUAUUUUUGUUACAAAAAAUGUUUAAUGUACAUACAUAAAUACGUAUGAAAACUAAAAUACACAAAAUCAACCGAAAGAAACACAACAAAAGUAGUUUGAAAAUUAUUACUUAAGGAAAAAUAAUAAAUUGUAUAUUUUUAUAGUUACAAUUUAAAUCAUUUAUGUAUAUGCUAUUUUACAGUUAACACGACCCUGUUUCUUUUAUAUGCUUCAUAAUUUUUUUAUAAGCAAACAGUUCAAAAAUGACUACAGCAGAAAAAAAAUGGCGCUAAACUAAACAUGUACAUACACAUAAACAUAAACAUUGCUGAAUAGUUACAAAAACAUACACAAACACAUGCACAGUAUGCAGUAUAAGAAAUGUCUUAUUUUUAUUGUAGAUAAAUUAUAGACAAGAAUCAAUGCUGAAAUAAAAAAUAUACAAAAUUUAUAAUGUUUACAAAGAAUGAAAUAAAACAAGAAAAUGUGUAAAAAAUUCAAGCUAUUUAACGUGUAUAUAACUGAAUUAAUUAUACUAUAUACGAAGGCAGAGGGACAAUUUUCAUGUUGGCUCUUUCUACAAAUAUUUUAUUAUUUUACGUAAGUCAUUAGUAAGGUUUUUUUUUUCGUUUUUCUUAUAUUUUGCAUGUAUACAUAUACAUACUUACAUAUACACAGGCCAAAUCCUCAACUCAGGAUUGCGGUUAUAUAUGUACAUAGGAUUUUGUUCAUUUUGAAUUAUCAUAUAUAAUAUUUUGUCCAUGAAAGUCUUCCCCACAAUAAUUCAUAUGAUUUCUGCUUACGAACAUUUUAUUGAUAAAGAGCUUAUAGAACCUGAUCAAAACUUUCUUGAUAAUAAACAUAUAAAACAAGAAACAGUUCGCUGUUUGAAAGAAACGUGCAACACUGCCUUUUGUUCUCAACUGUCAAUACAAAAUACAUAUUUACCAUCUAUGUAUGUGACACAACAUUUACAUAUGUACAUACAAAGCACAUAUAUGUAUACAUGUAUAUAUAUAUACAUUAUAUAUGGUAUGUAUAUGCAAAUAUAAUAAUUACAAUGGCAUUGAACAUAAAAUAUGAAACACAAAUGUACAUAGGUAUUCGUAUGUAGACUUAAGACAUAUAAGUAUGUAUGCAUAUAUACUAUGUCUACAUGCAUAUAUGUACAUAUAUAUAUGUAUGUAAGUAUGCACACAUAUAUAUAUAUAAUUCGUUAAAGAUCGUUUCGAUAAUGUGAAAACUAUUCCUAUUUGCAGAAAAGAGAAGACUAUAAAAAACUUGUAUCAAAUAAAUAACGGAAUAAAAUAAAAGUUUUAGAUGCGUAAUAAA